UCGUUUCCUUACGGAGCUGGGCGAAAUCGGACCGGAAGACUCGGUGAGCGGGAGCGAAAGGUUGUUGACGAGUGAGAACGUACGCUUCUGUUUGUGCCAGUGUUUAAGGAUCCCGUCUUUGUUCUGGUGUUAAGGAAGCGUCUGAACGCAGCGCACGUUGCAUCUCUUAACCUGUGUAACAUCAAAACAGGUUGUUAGGCAGCGCAGCAGCCCCUUAUUAUUCUCACCUUACUGAAGUUUCCCCCCUCUCAGCGUCAUGAGUUACUCUGACUACGACUCAGACGGAUAUUUGUCAAAUGAAGAUGCCGACUAUGUCCCAUCAGAUGAUAACCUCAGUGAGGAUGACAUUAAUGAGUGUGAGAAGGAAGACCCUCUCCAUGAGGAUGACACUGUGCCUCAUCCUGACCUCAAGAAGAAAAAGAAAAGAAAAGACAUCAGCAGGAAGAAGAGGAAAGAGGAGCUACAGCAGGAAGAGGCUCAGCUGCCAAAGGAAGACAGUGAGGAUGAGGAGAAACGGAAGAAGAAGUCGGAUGAUCUUUGGGCGAGUUUCCUGUCCGAUGUCGGAUCAAGACCCAAAGACUCGUCACCUAGCUGCCAGUCAGAUUCCACUAAGGAGACUGAAUGUUCAGCAUUAAAGGAGACUUCAUUAAGUACAGAAGCCAAACCAUCAGGACCAGCUAAAGUCACCAUCACUAAAGUGUUUGACUUCGCUGGAGAGGAAGUGAGGGUGGAUAAGGAGGUAUCUGCUGACUCCAGGGAAGCUAAGAGUUAUCUGAAGAGUCAAAGUGCUCACCAGGAGCAGGAUGAAGAAACAAGCUCAUCUCACACACAGUCAUCUCUUCCUGGUCCCAGUGCUAAGCGUCCAGCAGGCAUGUCCAGCAUCCUUAAUCGGAUUGGAGGAAAGAAGCAAAAAAUGAGCACACUGGAAAAGUCAAAGAUGGACUGGGAUGCUUUUAAAUCAGAGGAGGGCAUCACAGAGGAGCUGGCUAUCCAUAACAGAGGCAGAGAAGGUUUUGUGGAGCGAAAGAACUUCCUGGAGCGCGUCGACCACCGGCAGUUUGAGCUGGAAAAAGCAGUCCGACUGAGCAACAUGAAACAAUGAGACACUGAUGAACAACAGACCGGCAUGCGGAGCGGAGCGGGGCUUGAACUCCUGUAACUUGUUUCCCCCCCGACAGAGUUGAUGUUCAUCCUGUAAUAGGAGAUGUGACUGGCUCUGUGGCUGAGCCUAUUUCAGGCUGGCUGUAUAAAUAGGUUGAGGUCAGGUAAUGGACAGGUGUUGAUGCCUCUGGGGGUUCAUCCUUGUGAGAACCAGUUUGUGUUUGCUGCUUUUACUGCAGCUCACAUCAAGUUUCAAAUUAAUUAUCUCUGGAGUGAAUAUUGAUCAGUCUGACAUGUGACUCCCUCGCAUUCCAAUCAUUUCCACUUUUAGACCAACUGGAUCAACAUAAGUUAAGCACAUUAACCGAUGUUAACGUACUUAACACAUUAACUUAUGUGCUUCAGUAAGUUAAUUUGGUCACCACCAAUUUAGUGAUGGUGGUAUAAUAUAUACAUAGCAGCUGCUGUUAAGUUAAGUUCACUUAAGCGAUCUUAACCUAUGUUUACUUAACAUAAGUUAAGUUACACAUUAACAUAACUUGUUUUGCUUUAUCAGACCACAUUAAUGACUUGGAAAUGUAAACCAGUAGCUGGAUAUUCCACAGGAAUCAGAAGUCAAAGUUUAGGAUGUGGUUAUGGAGAAUUGUACCUUAGCUACUGCUUGUAAGUGAACCAAUGUGUGGUGUUUGAGGUUGAAUCUGUAAAUAUACUGUUGAUCUGUUACUUUUAAAAGGAAUUCAGUUUGACUUUGAACAAAACUGCUGAUUUCAUUUUCUGAACUCGCUGGAGGAGUAGCUGUGUGGAUGUGACAGCAGGAUCACUCACCGCUUCCAGCAGCAGAGGCUCUGUCUGGCUGGGCGCUCAGAGCAGCAGCGGUCCGUCUCUGUUCUUCAUCACUGGAUGGGAAAACUCACCAAGGCAUCCACCCUGGCUCCCACAAGACUGUGAAAAGGGCUUUUUAAAUAGCUGUAUUGUUUUGUUUGAUUUUUGCUAUUGUUUAAAAUAGUAAUAAAAUAAGUUGCCAAAUGA
Gambusia affinis (western mosquitofish) is the source of this 2130-nucleotide messenger RNA. RefSeq names its product craniofacial development protein 1 (gene cfdp1). NCBI's taxonomy places the organism in Eukaryota, Metazoa, Chordata, Actinopteri, Cyprinodontiformes, Poeciliidae. Bases 257 to 1102 code for a protein of 281 amino acids. The transcript has 7 exons. The record is from RefSeq and is a predicted model, not a curated record.